CUCCAUUUGUUGUGAAAUUGCGCCGGUUUUAAUAGAGAAGCUGAAAUAAUAAUAUUAUUGCAAUAAGAUGGCUUCAAAUAAGGAGUGUCUCAUAAUUGUUUUGGAUGUGCGGCAAUGUGCCAGCGAAGAAUUUAAAUUGAAGUCAGUAAAGUGCAUUGCAGAAAUUAUCAAGGACAAGAUUGUAGGCAGUAGAAAGGACUAUGUGUCCUUUGUGCUCGUGGGCGCUGAGCGCACUAUGAACGAUUUAAACGAGAAAGAUGAGAACGCUUGCCUGAAUGUUGUGCAGUAUCCUUGUACGCAGCUGUGCACCUGGCAGCUACUGCUCAGCUUUUACAAAUUUAUUAAUGAAACGAGCUCUGAUGAAGGCCAGUGGCUGGACGGUCUAGCUGUAGCUAUGUCCUUGCAGGAGCAAGCGGUUGUUCUCAAAUGUCAGCGGCAGCGUAUAUUACUUUUCUUUGACUUUAACCACAUGCCACAACAGUAUGAAGACUACACGAACAUUACAAACAAUCUGCUUAUGUCAGGCAUUGAGCUCAUAGUGAGCACACACAACAUUGUUUACAUAGACAAUGCUGAAAACAAUGAACCGCAGGCUAUUUUUCAAGCAUCACCCAAAGCCUCAAGCCUGGAGCUGGAUAAUCAAAAACAUGCCUUGCAACUGGUAAGUCAUUGCAAUGCAUCGUUGUGUAACUUCAAGGAGGCACUAGGGUCUAUUUUUAAAAUAACCAAUCGCCGCCCCUGGGUAUGGAAUGCCAAGCUGCAUAUUGGCAAUACCAUUUCACUUAGUCUGCAGGGUAUUAUAGCCAUGAAGAACGAACGUUUUCUUAAGCUAGAAAAAAAGUGGGCCGAAGAUAACGAGCAGGUGUCGCGUGAAGAGCACUACUCCGUCAAGGGUAAAGAGAUCUCAGUGUUGCCCGAGGAACUCAUCGAUGGUUAUAUGCUGGGUGGCACUGCUGUGCCCUACGACGAUACACUCGUUGAACCAGAACCAGCUCAUCCGCCGGGUCUGCAUUUUGUAGGCUUUGCCAAGCGCAGCAGCAUUCCCGAUGCUUAUUUUUGUGGUGACUCCCUGUACAUGCUGGUGCAUCAAAAGGGCAACACCACAUCUGCACGUAAACUGGACGCUUUGGUCAAGGCCAUGCUGCUGCAGAAAAGCGUCAUAGUCGGCUGGAAGAUAUACAGCGCCAAGCUCAACAAGCCACGCAUUGUGGUUUUGCUGCCGCAGGAGCCCACGGAAACGCGUCCCGCAGCGCUCUACAUGCUGGAGAUGUCGUAUCAGCAUCAGCUGCAGUUUUGGGACUUUCCCGCACUGCGCACAGAUAAAACAGAAUGCAGUACGGAGCAGCUGGAUGCAGUGGACAAGCUAAUUGAUAGCAUGGACUUGGAAUGCACGCUAAAGAAUUCACAACAGCCAAGAAAGCAACGGCAAAACGAUUUGCUGCCCUUUGACCAACUGCCCAGCAUACACGAGCAGAACGUAAUGGAUGUGCUGGAGCGCAAGGUGCUGGAUCAAAACAGGAGCGACAAGCAGUUUGAACUAAUGCUUAGGGACAAGAAUUUUGUAGAUAAGUUUUGGCGUGUACCUGAAGCCAUUGAGCAAACAUCCAAGCACGCUGCCAAAGUUGUUAAAGCUUUGUUUCCUUUGGAGCAGAGUCACGCCUGGCUAGAGAAGCUAAAGGCCAGGGAACGUGAAGAGAAUGAGCUGCCACCAGUUAAGCAAGAGCAGGAAGAAUCAAAUUCUGACAUUGCCAUUGAUUGCAUAGGUCUUGUCACUCCUGCCCAGGACUACAAGCAGCUAUUACAGAAAGUGCGCUCUAUUACAAAUACAACUCAAAAGGAUGCACAAUUCCAGUCAACGGCAGCGCAAAUGCGACUGGUCAUCUUAACGCUGCUGGAUCGAAAGAAAUUGAACCUUGUCGAGUUGGGCGAACUGCUGGACAUUUAUCGCAAGAGCUGCUUGGAGUUCAAUAGCUUUGCCGAGUAUAAUAACUUUGCGGCAGAGUUAAAACAAAGAGCAACUGAACGGGAUUUACAAGAAUUCUGGCGCAUCAUGGUGGAUCAACAGCUGGGUCCGCUGGUGUUGGGUGAACCGACGCUAGAUGAUGAGAUUCGGCUGCAAGCUUAUUACGAACUUGUGUUUCCAAAGAUGGAGGAGGACGAUGACGUACUUUAAAUUGAUUAACAUAAUAUUUAAAUA
Messenger RNA from Drosophila busckii, 2197 nucleotides. It is a transcript of the gene Ku80, whose product is annotated as X-ray repair cross-complementing protein 5. The record is from RefSeq and is a predicted model, not a curated record. Gene Ontology annotation, cellular component: Ku70:Ku80 complex; nucleus. Bases 68 to 2173 code for a protein of 701 amino acids. Gene Ontology annotation, molecular function: telomeric repeat DNA binding; double-stranded DNA binding; damaged DNA binding. NCBI's taxonomy places the organism in Eukaryota, Metazoa, Arthropoda, Insecta, Diptera, Drosophilidae. Gene Ontology annotation, biological process: DNA recombination; cellular response to gamma radiation; telomere maintenance. The transcript has 5 exons.